AUGGUGGCGGGAAAAUAUAAAUAUAAAACAUUAAUUUAUUGUUUUAUUUUUUUGCUACUAUUUAUCACACGAUCUUUUGGAGGUGUCAUUAUUAAUGUCUACAACUCACUUGCAGUUUUCAGUAGUAAUACUGGACAAUGUAGUGGAUCGUAUACUCUAACACUUGCCUCAAAUGUAUCUGAUGUAUCUCAAAUAACAGGAACAACAAUAACUUUUAUCACAAGUUCUUCUCUUGACAAAUCUUUAUUGAGUACUCCUGUCAAACAACUCAGAGUCGAUUAUUUAAUGAAUGGAGGCGUCACUUCAAAUUCUACACUAUCUCUAGUGUAUGAAGAUAGGACAUCUAAUGCAUAUUCAGAAUCAUUUAAUAUUUAUUUCAAUUGUAAUCUAACAUUACCAAAUAUUAAAUCAGUAGUUAAAUUACCAACAUUUACAUUUAAUAAUCAAUUGAGUAGUUAUUUGUUGGAACUGGAUAACACCAAUAGUUCAUUCUUUUAUCGGUAUCCAAAGAUAACAGAUGCCUUUAGUUGUUCCACCAAUACAACGUUGAUAAGAUGUGUGGUAGUUGAUCAAACACCGCCAUACCUAAAGGUACAACUUAAUCUUGUAUCAACGGGUCUCAGUGCACAAGCCGAUGAUUACUUUCUUGCCUAUAGUCAACAACUGAUAGAUCCUCUGAUACUGUAUCUAAGCUCACCAACUGGAAACUCUCAAACAAAAACGACAGCACCUGCCUUUAUGACACCAUCUUGGCAAGCUAAUUUGAAUGUUAGGAGUGCCAUCUAUCCAUUAGGAUCAGAUCCCAACCCAACAACAGCCAUCCUAUCAUCAACCGAGAACAUCUUGUUUAUUACAAAUACAUCAAGAGAUACCAACCUAUUAUACUUUGCCGUCUAUGGUCAAGAACAAGUUACCUUUAAUAAUAGUGGGUAUAUUCCAAUGUAUGGACCACUCUUGUCGGAUGGUUCAACAAUGAAUUAUAUGCUCAUUAUGCCUCCACUCAAUAGUUCUUGGGCAUCUUAUCAUAUGAUUUUAGAUGCGUAUACAAAUGCGGUCAUUACCCCCACUCGUAACUACUCGAUGGCUACUCAAGUACCACUCAAUUAUUUUAAUCAAACUUCAUCUCAACUAAACAACACUUAUUGGGUAUUUGGUUUCAAGACUGAUACACCAUGUAAAGAUUCUUUUCAAUUUGGUGAUAUGAAUAGUGGAUUAAUGUCUUUAAAACUACCACUUCCAUUUGGAUUGGUCAACAAGACCGAUGAUUCACCCACCUAUGAUACAUUGUUUGCCGUACCAAUGCUCUACAAAAACUCUGUUGCCACUCAGAUGUAUUGUAGUGAUUUGGGACUACCAACUCGUAACACUCAGAUACCUCAUCCAAUUUAUCCGGCUGGUAAAAUUUCCAAUACAAGUGUUUUGUAUUUAGAUAGUUUCGAGGUAGUUCCAUUCUCUUUCAACUCUAUGUUGCUUCGAUUCAGAGUCGUAUCAUCCAAUCAAUUUAUGCAAAUAUCUAUUGGGCGUCAAAAGGAUGUAUUGGUCACUUACAAGGAUAGAAUGAAUGGUACCAUCUACGAUGGAUCCUAUGAAGUUGAAAUAACCUUUGGUUACCUCGACUAUAAGGGAAGAAGUAACUAUAGUUCCUAUUUCCCAUUCACCAUCUAUGAUGUAUUGUCCAAUUCAUUUGACUAUCAUCAAGGCGAUCCAACUCAAAAGAAUUCAAUCUAUAUUCCACUAGAAGAUACAAAUAAUAUCUUUAGUUUGAAUUCCUUUUCAAACUUUGGUUUUGCCACACCUACCAUCAAUCUUGAUACCUUUGUAGGAAGUUCAACCAAUUCAAUUGGAAAUAGAUUAACAUUUAUUCUAAAUCCAAAAAAUGGUUCCCAAAUUCAUAAAUCAUUUGUUCCAACAUUACAAUUUAAUCAUGGUCAUGGAAACAUACAACAAUUCCAAGGUUCAUUUGAUCCAGUCCUAUCAAAAGCUACCAUUGACUUUUCAGUACCAAGAUAUCUAGCUCCAGGUGUACUCUCCUAUUCUCUUUUCCUUCCAUAUGAAUUCACAUUUGAAACUUUAAAUAGUAUAUUACCAAAUGCUAAACUUUUAAUAAUUAAUACUAUUACAAAAAUUGAUCAAUUACCACCAUAUAUUAGUAGAGUAUCAAGAAUUAUGGAUGAAACACUUACAUCAUAUACAACUCUUAGUUGGAAUUUUACCAUUAUUGAUGAGUAUAAUGGUUUUGAUGUAGGACAAGUAAUAGUACAAGGUGAAAUGGAUUAUAAACCAUUUAUAUUUGAAUUAUCUAGUGACACUUUGGUAAAAGGUGAUCGUUACAAUGGUACUCAUCAAAUUAUAAUUAGUAUUCCCAAACCUUGUUUCCCUGGAAGUUAUUCAAUCAUCGACAUGGAACUCAUCGAUAGAGGAGGCUAUGUUUCUAGAAUGAAUUCACCUCCUACCACAUACGAGACAAAUGAUCAAAGAAAGGGUUAUUAUCUUGACCCAUUCUAUGGUUUUAUUGAUCUGCGUUUGGAGAAUCUCACCACAAGUGAUAUCUUUUGUAGACAGUUCCUUGAUCGUGUUGCUCCAACAUUGAUAUCACUGUCUAUAGUCGGACCACCAACCAUUGAUACAGGUAGCUCUGCCAGAUCAUUCUCUGUCAAUUUACAAGUAGUCGAUACUGUAAUGGGAAGUGGUAUAUCUCUUAGAAACCUCCCAAUCCUCUACGUUACCACACCUCUCUAUGGUUUGGAUACUAUAGGUUAUGAAGCACAACUUUUAUCCUAUAACUCUGUAACCACUAUUGCCAACUAUACUGUACCAAUCACUCUACCAUAUGGUUAUGGUGCAGUAGACUCUAUGAUACAUCUAUCAGUUUAUGGUCUCGUAGAUCAGUUGUUCAAUUAUCGUGGAUACCCAUCAACUCUUUUACCUACAAGUACUGUCAAAGUUACCCGUUCAAUCAUACCCAUCUUUGAAAAUUACUAUUACACUCAGGGUGAUAAAAUUGUAGAUAUUACUAUUAGAGGAAAGGCAUUUGGAGAUCCAAAUAGUCUACCUGCCAAUUGUACUAUAUCACAUCACGACUUUGCACUUAAAUACUAUACUGCCCCACUUGCUCAGGGCUACACCUUUUUAGUAUUUACAUAUGAUUUAUCGAUUGGUUCAAUGUCUAUUUCUUGUACAUUUGGCUCACAAUCUUCCAAUGCAUUGGCUAUCAGCUCACCCUAUCCACCAAGCCCAACCAAUGCUCCAACCAUUGCACCAACCAAUGCACCUGUCAUUACUUGUCUCAAUGAUUGUUCGAAUCGUGGAACUUGCAUCAGUUACAAUAUCUGUAAUUGCACCAAACCAUACAAGGGUUCCGAUUGCUCUCAAAUCGACUCUGGAGGAGGUCCACCACCAGUCGACAAUAAUCACCCCACCACCAACUAUACUAGUAUUGGGUCGGUGAUUGAAAUUGUUGCUAUUGUCGAAAAGACUGUUUUCGGUGACACAUUUGCCUACCAUUCUCUCGAAGGUAAUACUUCUUGGGCCUACUCUAAUGCCACACUACCAACAGAUGUCAACACAAAGUACAUUUACUCUCAUGCUAUCAACAACUCUUUGUCUACAUUGGUCAAUGUAACCAUCCAAUGGUUUAAUGAACCCACAUCAUUUGAGUUUGCCGGUCAAACCAUUAUCAUGGAUCAAUCGACUGCCAAGUAUUCGAUCUAUCUUGACAAAUAUCCAUUUGAUCAAAUGACCAACAGUCUUCAAGUUAUUAUGAGACUGACAGUCAAUGGCCAACAAGAUGAUGGUUGUGCAUCUAUCCAAACAGACAAUGGACAAAGUACAGACAAUAUAAAAUGGAUAUCACUUCGUGUAAAUGAUAAGAUUCUCUACACCAACUUUGCAACAUUGGCAGAGGUUGACAAUCGUAAUAUCUCUAGUAUUCGUAGUUCCCUAUUGACCGAUAACCUUGAACCUCCCACCAAUGACCAAGCCAGUACCAUGGUUGCCAUCAACGUUCCACAAUUUAGUCAAUACAUCAUUCUAGACCCAGAUAUAUCUUUCUUGAUUGAUCCAGAUGGAGGCAAAGGAGAAGGAUCAUUAUCUAAAUGUUCGCCAUCAAAAGAUGAAGGAUUAUCUACCGUUAAAAUCAUUGGUAUUGCUGUUGGUGCAGGUGUAUUUGGUCUUUCAAUGGCUGCUGCAGUUUCAUAUGUUUUAAUCAAGAAAUACAAACUUUUAAAAGAAAAGAAAAACAUGGAUUAUAAAUUAAAAAAUGUAAAUCAUAAUUAUGAUGAUUAA
This is a messenger RNA of Cavenderia fasciculata, 4284 nucleotides long. Its product is annotated as EGF-like domain-containing protein. The transcript has 4 exons. Gene Ontology annotation, biological process: sexual reproduction. Bases 1 to 4284 code for a protein of 1427 amino acids. NCBI's taxonomy places the organism in Eukaryota, Evosea, Eumycetozoa, Acytosteliales, Cavenderiaceae. The record is from RefSeq and is a predicted model, not a curated record.